CCUAGUUCAACAAAAGUUAUUUGUGUGAGACUGUGGACGAGCGCAGCGGCAGCGACGCGCUCAAAUGAGCACAGUCAGAGAAAAAAACCUGACAUCCUACCUCCAUUCAAGAAGAUCACUACUUAAACCCCCGUUUGCUUUGCAUUUAGUAUUUUUUGUGGUGUAAGACCAGUGGGAACAUUUUGAUUCAUUUUCAGGCCAUGAUGUUACCUCUGAUGCUGAUGUUGUCCGUGGUUUCUUUGGCACACAGUGAUGAUGACUUCUGUUAUGAUGAGGAGCACUGUGAUCCAUAUGCAUGGGGAGAUAACUACCCCUCUUGCCAUCCCCUUCUGGAGAGCCAUCACUCUCCCAUCAACCUGGACCAUCAGCUGAUGAAGAACCAAUCUUUAGACUCUCUGCACCUGGAGGGUUUUAAUUUGACUCAUAAAGGUCAAUGGUGGCUGACAAACCAGGGUCACUCUGUUGUGCUGGAGUUGGGUAACGGUAUGCAGGUGAGUGGCGGAGGGCUUCCUGGAACUUACCGCACCAUCCAGCUGCAUUUCCAUUGGGGAAGUGUGUCUUCAAAUGGUUCUGAACACACCUUGAACCACCUGAGCUUUCCUAUGGAGAUGCAUAUAGUCAACAUCAAAUCCACACAUCCAAAUUUGACGUCCGCGCUUGAAGACCCAACUGGCCUUGCUGUGCUUGGAGUCUUCAUUGAUGUGACAUAUUUGCACAAUGAAAACUUCCAGUCCAUCUCAAAUGCACUUCCUUCUGUCGCCUACAAAGGACAAACAAAAUCGAUCAGACCAUUUCCUUUGAUGAAUCUGUUACCUCAGAACAACCUAACGCAGUAUUACCGUUACCACGGCAGCCUCACAACACCACCCUGUUCACAGGUGGUUUUGUGGACUGUGUAUGAAGUACCCACCUAUAUCUCAUGGGCUCAGUUUGAGCUGUUUGUAAAAAGGAUAUAUUCCACGGAGGAAUUAGCCGAUAAACAGGUUCACCUGCAGAACAACUACAGACAUAUCCAUCCAACCUACGGUCGGCCUGUUUACGCGUCCAAAGAUGCUAAGAUGCUCACCAAUGGAGUUUCCCCUCUUGCCAUUUUUUAUCUUUUUAAUGUUUUUUUAUUUAUUGGAUUUUUAAACAUUUAGUGUUUUGCAUAUUGCAGAACGACAGUAUUAAA
Molecule: messenger RNA, 1171 nt
Organism: Sinocyclocheilus anshuiensis
Lineage: Eukaryota; Metazoa; Chordata; Actinopteri; Cypriniformes; Cyprinidae
Gene: car15
Product: carbonic anhydrase 15
Exons: 8
Coding region: 201-1139 (312 amino acids)
Cellular component (GO): plasma membrane
Molecular function (GO): zinc ion binding; carbonate dehydratase activity
Source: RefSeq, a predicted model, not a curated record